Molecule: messenger RNA, 1746 nt
Organism: Saccharomyces mikatae IFO 1815
Lineage: Eukaryota; Fungi; Ascomycota; Saccharomycetes; Saccharomycetales; Saccharomycetaceae
Gene: POL4
Product: DNA-directed DNA polymerase IV
Exons: 1
Coding region: 1-1746 (581 amino acids)
Biological process (GO): double-strand break repair via nonhomologous end joining
Cellular component (GO): nucleus
Molecular function (GO): DNA-directed DNA polymerase activity; DNA binding
Source: RefSeq, a predicted model, not a curated record
AUGUCUCUAAAUGGUAGAAGUUUUAUUUUUUUACCCAACCCUCGCACUUCAUCCAAUAAGUUCUUACAGGAUAUAUUGAAGAAAAAAGGUGCCACAAUCGUAUCAAGUUUUGAAGAUCGCCUUCAAUUCAAUUCAAAGAAAGUGAUCAUUUUGAUUGAUGAUUCUUUUGUUGAUUCUCAAAUGCAUUUGACCCAAAGAGAUAUUUUUAAAAGGGAAGCAGGCUUAAAUGAUAUCGAUGACUUUCUUACCAAGAUUGAAGAAUCAAACAUUCAAUGUCUUAAGAUUAGCUACAUCACAAAAUGGGUUGAGAGUGAAAAAUUUACAAUUGAGAAAGAUUAUUUGAUUAAAAUGAGACCAUCCAUCAUUACCAUAUCGGAUGACACUGACGAUGGACAAAGUUAUAACGAUAAAGAUAGUGAGGUAUCCACUGAUGUAGAAGGUAAGGGAAAUAAUGGCAGCAAAAGUGAAGAGAGAUUAGAGACCCCACAGACUAGUGUACAUUCCUUAAAAUUAGAUGAACGAACAACAUCACUUGUGACUAAUAAAACAAUGUAUAAGAAUAAUGAACUAAUUAUUACAGCGUUGAAGAAAUUAACAAAGAAAUGUGAGAUCAAAGGUGAAAGAUUUCGUGCAAGAAGUUACAAGCUCGCUAAACAGUCACUAGAAAACUGCGAUUUUGACGUUCGUUCUGGUGAAGAAGCACAUAUUAAAUUGAAAAAUAUUGGGCCUAGCAUUGCUAAGAAAAUACAAGUUAUAUUAGAUACGGGGGGACUACCAGGUCUAAAUGAUUCGAUGGGAUUAGAAGAUAAGUUAAAAUACUUCAAAAAUUGCUAUGGGAUUGGGCCAGAAAUUGCUAAACGUUGGAAUCUUUUGAAUUUCGAAAGUUUCUAUAUUGCAGCCAAGAAAAAUCCAGAGGAGUUUAUAUCAGAUUGGUCAGUUUUAUUUGGUUGGUCAUAUUACGACGAUUGGGUACAUAAGAUGUCCCGAAAUGAAUGUUUCGCACAUUUAAAAAAGGUUCAAAAUACGCUACGUGAAAUUGACCCUGAAUGCAAGGUUGAAUUACAGGGAAGUUAUAAUAGGGGCUAUUCUAAGUGUGGUGACAUUGAUCUUUUAUUUUUUAAGCCAUUUUGUAACGAUACGACCGAAUUGGCAAAAAUUAUGGAAACGCUUUGUGUCAAGUUGUACAAGGAAGGUUAUAUUCAUUGUUUUUUACAGCUAACACCAACCUUGGAAAAAUUGUUUGCAAAUAAAAUAGUGGAAAGGUUUCGAACAGCCAGGAUUGUUGGAUAUGGGGAAAGAAAGAGAUGGUAUUCUUCUGAGAUAAUCAAGAAAUUUUUCAUGGGAGUUAAGUUGCCUGCAAAAUAUUUAAAAAAGCUGGAGGAUAUGAAAAAUGAUGAAGGCACUUUUUUGAUCGAAGAGGAGGAAGAAACUAAAUUAAAACAGAUUGACCAAUAUAUGUCUUUAAAUUCCAGCGAUGGAAAUUACUGUAGAAGGCUAGACUUCUUUUGCUGCAAGUGGGAUGAGCUUGGAGCAGGAAGAAUACAUUAUACAGGGUCCAAAGAAUUUAACAGGUGGAUACGGAUAUUAGCAGCGCAAAAAGGCUUUAAGCUUACACAGCACGGCUUGUUUCGAAAUAACACCCUUCUUGAAGGCUUUGAUGAACGUAAGAUAUUUGACCUAUUGAACUUAGACUAUGUUGAGCCUAAAUACAGGAAUAAUAUCCCUUGGGCGGGGAGAACAGGUUAA